CACCAGUGUCAGAAGGCCUAAAGGCAGGCAAACUUUCGAGCAGUCUGCGCAAUGAAUUCACUAGGGAUGUUUGUUCUAUGAUCCGUGUCCACACAAUGAACCCAACGAAGACCGAAAGAGAGCAUGUUUGUUUUCAGAUUGUUAAGCACUAUCCAUUUUUGGCAGACACCUUGGGUUGUGGCAUAAGUUCUUGGCAAUCAGCGAUUAAAUAUAGAUUCAAGAACCUAAGAAAAACACGACAAGUUUCCUCUGGAAAUGGGACUGCAGUAGUAAAGCCUGAGAUGAAAAGAAGAAAGUGUGAGGCGGUCGAGACAGAAAAUGGGGAGACAGACGAAACAUGCAAGGAGCAUGUACAACAGUUGAAGAGGGAGAUGUCGAAGUUAAGCCACCGCAACUAUGGGUUGAUAGGCAAUUUAAUGGAGGCCACGUAUAUGUACCGACGUAAAAGAAUUCUUGAAAAUCCAGUGUCAAUAAACAACGUCGUGCAGGAAUAUCCUGCUCUUCAGUUAGUGUCAGAGAUCAAAGCUGAAUUUUCAAGAAUAUUAGGAAAGGAGAAAAUAGUUAGGAAUAUGACAGCUGCCUUUAACACCAUGCAGUCAAAUGUAUUUCGUCUUGCCAUGGCUAAGGGGGUUCUGAAAGACAGCAACAUUAAGAACCUCGUUGAGGAAUUUCCCAGCAGACAAUCAGAAAUAGAAGGGAUGGCUUGCCUCAUCGCUGUCCCCAUACUACUGAGGGAAACUGGGCCAGACAGCGCUGUGCUGAAAAUUUGCUCAGAGAAUGAAUCCAUCGAUCAGAGCAUAAAGGAGUCUAUUUUUCCACGGCUGGUGGGGUCUAGCAGCCUUGAAGAUAUUGAUCCUCUUUACAUUGCUGCGGAGGGAAAAAUUAUUUCAAAGCUAAGUGGCCUCAAUGUUGACGCGGCAGUGGCCAUAGCCCUUCUAAUGGGUGCUUUUUAUAUUUUCAACGUCCAGUACCCAAACAAAUCCAAAAAUACGUACAUCUUUUUGGAAUCAAAAAUCCUUCAAAAUAAAACAAAGGAAGCUAACAGGCGUGUAAUAGUACAAAAACUAUUAAAGGAGCUAGAAUAACUGCCGAACCAUUUCACAUUGUACCUAGCCUGGUGUUUUUAAAAAAGAUAUUUUUAAAAUUGCGGUUCAAUCUAAUAAAAAAAAGUCUCGCCUAACAUGUAUGAAGUUUAGAUGUGAUUGGUUCUCAUAUAAUAUUUCCUGGGAAUGAGUUUCGUACUUCCAUUAUCCUUGUAGUCCAUGAUUUUUCAAUGUCCUUUGACCUGGCAAGCCUACAGCAUGCUGUAUAGGCCUAAAUAUAUUUCAAAAUAAAUGUGACAUGGCCUUAUGCAUGCAUAUUUAUUAUGUAACAGUAUACCUAUACCUAAUGGAAAAGACUUCCGUAAAGUUUGUUGGUAUUUGUAUUUGUUAAGAAUUGUUUAAAAAUAACUGCCGAACCAUUUCACAUUGUACCUAGCCUGGUGUUUUUAAAAAAGAUAUUUUUAAAAUUGCGGUUCAAUCUAAUAAAAAAAAGUCUCGCCUAACAUGUAUGAAGUUUAGAUGUGAUUGGUUCUCAUAUAAUAUUUCCUGGGAAUGAGUUUCAUACUUCCA
Molecule: messenger RNA, 1613 nt
Organism: Anneissia japonica
Lineage: Eukaryota; Metazoa; Echinodermata; Crinoidea; Comatulida; Comatulidae
Product: sterile alpha motif domain-containing protein 3-like
Exons: 5
Coding region: 78-1085 (335 amino acids)
Source: RefSeq, a predicted model, not a curated record